Amblyraja radiata (thorny skate) is the source of this 606-nucleotide messenger RNA. RefSeq names its product histone H3-like. NCBI's taxonomy places the organism in Eukaryota, Metazoa, Chordata, Chondrichthyes, Rajiformes, Rajidae. Bases 58 to 468 code for a protein of 136 amino acids. Gene Ontology annotation, cellular component: nucleosome. The record is from RefSeq and is a predicted model, not a curated record. Gene Ontology annotation, molecular function: DNA binding; structural constituent of chromatin; protein heterodimerization activity. The transcript has a single exon.
AGCCGGCUCCGUCAUUCCAGUCCCUGUAUCACACUGAGCUCUCACUGUUGAAAGAUAAUGGCCCGGACCAAGCAGACAGCGCGCAGGUCGACCGGAGGGAAAGCUCCUCGCAAACAACUGACGACCAAAGCAGCGAGGAAGAGCGCCCCAGCCACGGGCGGAGUGAAGAAGCCUCAUCGCUACCGGCCCGGCACCGUGGCUCUGAGAGAGAUCCGGCGCUACCAGAAAUCCACCGAGCUGCUCAUCCGCAAACUGCCCUUCCAGCGCCUGGUGCGGGAGAUCGCUCAGGACUUCAAGACAGACCUGCGCUUCCAGAGCUCGUCCAUCAUGGCCCUGCAGGAAGCCAGCGAGGCUUACCUGGUGGGGCUCUUUGAGGACACCAAUCUGUGCGCCAUCCACGCCAAGCGAGUCACCAUCAUGCCCAAAGACAUCCAGCUGGCCCGCCGCAUCCGUGGGGAGCGCGCCUGAACGCGGCCUCGGCAUCACGGACAACAAGCGGCUCUUUUGAGAGCCACCGACCCGGCAGCAGAAAGAGCUGUGCCGUCAAUGUGCAGUUGUAUUUUGUCCCCAUCCUUCUGUAGGGUUUUAGCUGAAAUGAUGGCGCAU